Cydia amplana is the source of this 2367-nucleotide messenger RNA. Its product is annotated as kinesin-like protein Klp68D. Gene Ontology annotation, biological process: mitotic spindle organization; microtubule-based movement; spindle elongation. The transcript has 13 exons. NCBI's taxonomy places the organism in Eukaryota, Metazoa, Arthropoda, Insecta, Lepidoptera, Tortricidae. The record is from RefSeq and is a predicted model, not a curated record. Gene Ontology annotation, cellular component: microtubule associated complex. Gene Ontology annotation, molecular function: ATP binding; microtubule motor activity; microtubule binding. The coding region runs from base 250 to 2367 and encodes 705 amino acids.
AAUCAGUUGAUUGAUAAAAGCCGCUAGUGGCGGUAUAGUGCAGUUUUUCCCGAAUGAAAUUUACGAUAAUUUUAUUUUUAUUACGUUUCUAAUUAUUUAUUAACCUGUUCCAUUUUUAUUACGUGUUAAUUUAUUUUACUGUGUACAAUAAUCGUGAUCAGUUAAUGUGUAGUGGCAGAAACAGGUGAUGUGGGGUACACCCUGGAUGGAUCGAUACCGGUGACUGCGUCGCUUUGUUGCGAGGGUGCGAUGGAGAAGUCGGCGUCAGCACGGCCGCGGACGGCUCUCAACGAGUGCGUGAAGGUGGUGGUGCGGUGCAGGCCGCUGUCCAACCGCGAGAAAAACGAGGGUCACGAUGAGGUGAAGAAACGACGAGUCAGACCGACUGAUCAAAAAUGGUACGAGCGUCUCUCGUCGAAAGGAUCAGGAGAUCAGUUCCAAGAGGCUGACUUACCCCUGCAGGUGGUGCAAGUAUCGCCGGAGCGGGGCGCGGUGCAGGUGCUCAACCCCAAGGGGCAGGACAAGCUGUUCACAUACGACGCUGUCUACGACGCAAAGGCGGACACGCAGACCAUCUACGAUGAAAUGGUCCGUCCACUGGUGGCCUCCGUACUGGACGGCUUCAACGGCUGUGUCUUUGCGUACGGCCAGACCGGCACCGGCAAGACGCACACCAUGGAAGGAACCCCCGAGGACGAGGGGAUCAUACCGCGCGCCUUCCGACACAUUUGGCAACACAUAGAGACCAGUGCGUCGCGGGAUGUGACGCAUCUUGUGUCCUGCUCAUAUGUGGAGUUAUACCUAGAAGAUGUUCGAGAUCUGUUGUCUAAGGAUUGCAAGAAGCUUACCAUUAGAGGACAGGAGCUGAACGGCUUCUACAUCCCAGAGAUGACGUCCAUCGUGUGCAAGUCGGCCGCAGAGAUGGCGCGCGCCCUGCGCACCGGCAACCGCGUGCGCGCCUCCGGCCGCACCGACAUGAACGAGCACUCUUCUAGAUCCCACGCCGUGUUCCUGGUGACUGUGGAGUCGCAGCACAAGCCCAGCAACCGCAUCCGCGUCGGGAAGCUGAACUUGGUGGACCUGGCGGGCAGCGAGCGGCAGAGGAAGACCGGCGCUGGCGGCGAGAGGCUCCGGGAAGCUGCUCGCAUCAACCAGGCGCUGUCGUCGCUGGGAAAUGUGAUCUCGGCACUCGCCGAGAACAGCCCUCAUGUGCCCUACCGGGACUCCAAGCUGACACGCAUCCUGCAGGACUCGCUGGGCGGCAACAGCAAGACCAUCAUGAUCGCGGCGGUGGGCCCGGCCGCCUACAACUACGACGAGACUAUCACCACGCUGCGAUAUGCUCAUCGAGCUAAAGCGAUAAAGAACAAGCCGAUCCGCAACGAGGACCCGAAGGACGCGAAACUGCGCGAGUACCAAGCGGAGAUCGAGCGUCUGCGAGCGCUCAUCGAGCAGCGCCGAGCGGCCGAGAAGCGGCCGCGCCGCCCGCCGCGGCCCGCGCCCGAGCCCGCGCCAGCAGAUUCGCCGAACGCCAGCUCCUCUCCAGAAGAAGACUCAGUAGACACCGCCAGCCUGGAGAGCGAGCACAUUCUCGCGGAGUCCACCAUCGAGCAGGAAAAAUGCCGGACCGAGGAGCUCGAGCAACAGAUCCGGCAACUGGAGGAGCGACUCGUCUCCGGCGGCGGCGACCUGCUGGUCGACCUGCGGCAGUCCCGGGCCGUGCUCGACGCCAGGAACGUGGAGAUAGCGGAGCGGAAGAAACGGGAGGUCGACAUGCAGCAGAAGAUAGACUUGGAAGAGGAGACCACGGCCUCGGUCACGCAGACGUUUGCGUCGCUGCAGCAAGAGGUGGAUCACAAGACGCAGAGAUUAAAGAAGUGCGUGUCGAAGUACUUGGCGCUCCGCGAGGAGACGGUGGAGCUGCGCGAGGCGCACGACGGCGAGCGGCGCGAGCACGAGGCGCUGCAGGCCGCGCUGGUGGCGGGGCUGCGGCGCCGGCUGCUGCUGGCGGACUCGUUCGUGCCGCUGGCGGGCCGCGCGCAGGUCGCCAGGCUGGCCUAUGAUGAUGAUCAAGACGCUUGGACGCGAGCCGUGGAGCCGCUAGCGGUCCGGCCGUCGGCGCGGCCGACACAGCGCCGCGCCGAGAACCUGCUCGACCUGGCGCCGCUGCCGCUGCCCGCCACCACCCGGGCCUACGCGCCGCCCCAGCCGCGCCCAAAGAGGGCGACGGAGAGCUCCACGAAGAAGUCUCCGGAGCUGGAGGCCCCCGGCGCGGUGAGCGCGCGCCCGGCCAGCGCGCGCCGCGCCCGCGCCCGCCCCGGCACCGCGCACCACCGCCUCGGCACCGCCGCGCCCACGGUGCGGUAG